Messenger RNA from Plutella xylostella (diamondback moth), 2593 nucleotides. It is a transcript of the gene Rab40, whose product is annotated as RAS oncogene family member Rab40. The record is from RefSeq and is a predicted model, not a curated record. Lineage: Eukaryota; Metazoa; Arthropoda; Insecta; Lepidoptera; Plutellidae. Gene Ontology annotation, molecular function: GTP binding; GTPase activity. Gene Ontology annotation, biological process: intracellular signal transduction.
AUAUUUACUCUGUGGCAUUUCGUGUAUUUUCCUAAAUUGACUUGUGCUGUGUUGCUAAAAAGUGUGAAAAUAAAAGUAAUGAAUGCAAUUAGAAAUGGGAAUCAUUAGUCUAUUUAAUUGGUUGCUUAGCUAGCUGUUAAAUUAAAGAUUUCAAUUAUCUAACGUGAACAGAAUUAUUUGCUAUUUCGUGCACAGGUGACGACCUUGUGUACAUGUUCAAGAGUAUUUGUUUGGCAUAUUUUCGAAAACGAGGGUUUUGUUUGGAGCCUAAAGUGUAUUAAUAAUUAAUUUUGUGGCAUCUUAGACUUAUGUGCAAUGGGGAAGACAAGAUGAUGUUGAUAGAAUUGGAAAGAGACUAGAGCAGCGGCGGUAUUAUGUCUGCGCCUGGUGUCGCGCUCUCGACCGCGGAGUGCGGCGCAGCAUGUCCAGCAGCCCGGGCAUGGUAGCGGCGCCGCAGAGCGCGGGCUCGCUGCCCAGCGCCGGCACGCUGCCCCGCGCGCACCACGCUCGAGCGGUGGCGCCGGCGCCGAAGUCGUACGACUACCUGCUGAAGGUGCUGCUGGUGGGAGACUCGGACGUCGGCAAGCACGAGAUCCUGCAGGACCUGGACGACGCCUCCGCCGACUCCCCCUUCUGCAGCGGCAGCGCGUACAAGACGACGACGAUCCUGCUGGACGGCAAGCGCGUGCGCCUGCAGCUGUGGGACACGUCGGGGCAGGGCCGCUUCUGCACCAUCAUCCGCUCCUACUCGCGCGGCGCGCAGGGCAUCCUGCUGGUCUACGACAUCACCAACAAGUGGUCCUUCGACAGCAUCGACCGCUGGCUCGAGGAGGUCGACAAGCACGCGCCGGGCGUGCCCAAGGUGCUGGUGGGCAACCGGCUGCACCUCGCCUUCAAGCGGCAGGUGCCGGAGCUGGACGCCGAGCUCUACGCCGCCAAGAACCGCAUGGCCUUCUUCGAGGUGAGCCCGCUGUGCGACUUCAACAUCCGCGAGUCGUUCUGCGAGCUGGCGCGCAUGGCGCUCGCGCGCAACGGCAUGGAGCGGCUCUGGCGCAGCAACAAGGUGGUGAGCCUGCAGGAGCUGUGCUGCCGCUGCAUCGUGUCGUGCACGCCGGGGCGCGGGCUGGAGCGCCUGCCGCUGCCGCCCGCGCUGCUGUCCCAGUGCCGCUCGUACGCCAGCGCCGGCGCGCCGCCCCGCCCGCGCCGCGCGCGCCCCCGCCAAGCCGCCCCCCGCCCCCACCACACCUGCGCGCUGCAGUGAGCGCCCCGCCCCCGCUGUGCCGCCCCCCACGGACCACGCAGCGUGUGUGACGCAUGUGUUGCUUCAAUGCAAGCCAUAUGAAUAUGCUCGAGUUUAAUCAGUUUUGUGAGAAGCGAACUAGCAGUGUUCUGUCGUCUUUGUGACUACUGUGACAUCACCUUUGAGUUGAGGAAGUUGUAUGAAUGUUUUAGCUACCUGAAUUAUAUUUAUACUUUAUCACUUUUAUCACACUAACUCUUCAGGAAAUAGUGAGAGCAGUAUGUAAACUUUUUAUACUUGAAUAUUUGAAUACUUUAAAGUCAACUAUAGUUUGUAUACAUACACAUGAAUCACUCAUCAUACUAUUCUACUCAUAUUACUCUAUUCCACAAUCAAUAAAUGCAUGAAUAAAAGAGAUGUACUUAAUGCUAAAAUGUGUAGGUACUUGUGUAACAUGAGCAGGUAAAGAAAUAAUAUUCGUACAUAACUCACAGAUCAUGACAACAUUCUCCACUGGCGGGUUGUCAAUACGCAUGAAUGAGUACCAUAGACUAGAAUAUUAUAUGUGUUACUGCCACGCGAUGCGGCGAUCGCCAUGUUCAUAUUGUUUCUUUAUUGGUGACUUGACUCAGUCUCAGGAACCUCACGACAGUAACUAAUGUUGUCCACUAAUUAUAAGCUAAUAAUUAUAAUCAUGUAUUUUAGCUAACCUACAAAUUAGACCUAAGUUACUUCAUUAAAAUUAUCUUAUAAGACUUGUAAAUACUUUUUGAGAAACAUGUAAACUAUUUCAAGGAAUUUAUUACACUUACCGACUUUAGUAGGACGUGUAAACUAAGUGUAAUCAUUGUAUAUUGGAAAUAUUUUAAUUAGCAUCCAUUGAUAUUGAAACACGUUAAAUUUAUUCAUACUGAUUAGUGAUCAAUUGACAUAUUUUUAUAAAGUUAUCUGGAUGAGCGUAGAUGUCGUGGUAGUGUCGAGCGUGUGCGGGGGCGCCGCGAGUACCGCCCCCGCGCCGCCGCCAGCGCCCCCACGCCCCGCCCAGCGACGCGCGGUUCCGUCCGUCCCUAUUAUUAGAAUAAAUCAUAUGCCUAAUCCUUGAUAUCAAAUCCCACUACACGACUGAAACCCCCUCACACUGACCGCAUGUUGUCCCUCCGCCCUCGAUAAUCAUUGGCCCUGAUGAUGUAAAUAUGAUUUGUAUUUUGUUUCCCUUGUGAUAGUUUUAUAGUUGAUAUUUAUAAAUAACCCAAAUAACACUAAUACCAACUGAAAGUUUGGAUUAGAUUGAUACAGUCAUAUGUUAUAUUAUAACUUGGUAAGUUGUGAAAUAAAUCCUAUUUAUAAUCAUAA